UAAUAUUAUCAUAUUAGAAUUUUAGUAUGAUAUAAUUCAAAUCAAACCGCUGAAAAUCACUGUCGUUCAUUUCAUAUUUUGUAGGUAUAAUAUUUGGAGGGUAACUGUCAUUAUCGUUGUUUAAGUCGUGUCUAUCUGCAGCCGUGGGCAAGUAAAAAUUAUUAUUAUUAUUAUUACGUGUUUGGUGCUUCGCGUCGUCAAAAUGGAUAAGCUUACGGGCACAAUGUUUGAAAAGGCGCACUUCCAGAAAGCAUUCGGCACAUUAAAACCGGCUUGUGACGCUUUCAUAACAGAACCCAAUGAUGUGAACUCUAAACUCUUAAAGAAUGCCAUGGCAAUGGUUCCAGAAUAUGCUCUAACACAAUUACAACCAUACGUUCUAAUCCCGCUAGAAAUUCAUUUAAAAACCAACAAAUUGAAUUGUACUGUAAAUGUGUUGGAUGUACUGACGACUUUGUUGAAAAAAACAUCUAUUAGUUUAUGGCCUACAUUUAUGCGAAUAUAUAAAAUGUUGGUAGAAAAAUUGACUCAUGAAAAAAAUCCAGAUAUAGCGGUGAAUUUGAGUGAAGAUAUCAAAUUAUCAAUCAUUAUCGCUCUUAAUUUAUUGAUUGAAAAAGCUGAUAUUGUUGUAUUGAAUGAAAUGUAUAAUGAAGUUGAUUGUAAACAUGUUGGAUAUUUGAUAUAUAUUUGCACAAUAAUUAUAAAAAAAGAAAAAAUGAAUAUCCUGAGAGUGGAAGCCUUAAAAUGCAUUUCAAUGCUAUCAUCAAAUUGGAAUAAAAACAUUGAAUCUAAUAUUCGUCUUAAAAUUAUUCAAAGGUUAAUUAAAUUUGUACCAGGUGUUUUAUCCGUUUGUAGUAUUAUAGUUAACGCUACAGAUAUCCAGCAUCAUUCAAUAACAGUGGCUGCUAUAAAUUUGUGGAGCACAAUUACUUCUCUCAUAAUUUGUGAUGAAUAUGUGAUUGAAGAUUGCAAUCCAUACUUAGAAAAAUCAAUUUGUAAUGAUAAUGAAAACGAUGACAAACAAAAAUUAAAUGAUUGGAUUCAAGAAAAUCGUACAAAUUUUAAUUUAGUGGCCACACAUAUGAAUAAAACAAGAGAGCAUCAACACUGGAGAGUUAGACUUCAAUUAGUUAGUUCUUGUGAUGUAUUGUUGAGUAAAUGUACAAGUUCUAUGAAAUCUUCAGUCACAAGUUUAAUUGAGACAUUAAUUGUUUUGUCUGAUGAUGAACAGCCAGAAGUUGAAAAACUAGCUAAUGAGUCUGUUGAUAAAUUACACAAAAUAUUUGAUGGACAAAAUAAGAAAUCUCUUUUAGAAUUAUUAGAGGAAAGUUUCUACAUUUUAUUAUCUAGAAUUCCGCGGUUUAUUAGAACAUCAAAUUAUAUUGAACAAAAAACUGAAUUAUCUUUAUUGUCUGGGUAUAUAAAACUUUUUGGGAAAGCUCAUUUAUCACAAGUACUUAAUUCAUAUGCUCAUCUAGAUCGUUUAAUAACAGCUCUAAUUCAAAUAUUAGAACUAGAAUAUAAAACAAUCACAUUAUUGGAAGAGUCAUCAAUUAGAGAUUUAAAUAGUAUACAAACAUUUACUGCUGAUGUGUCCAAAAAUGUACCUUGGAAACAACUAAUACAUUUUAACGAUACUUCAGCAUUACAUAAGAUAGAAUGCAUUUGUAAAUUAAUUGGGUUAUAUGGAGAUAGUAAUUUUAUUGGUCGAUAUUUAAUGGAUUUAUUUGAAUCGAGAGCAAUGUAUCGAAGAGAGAUAACACUUUUAAUAAAUAUGGUUUUGUCAGAAAACAGUGGAGAGUAUCAUUACAAUUUAGUGAGGGAUGUAAUAGAUCUGUACUUAGAAUCUGAUAUUUGGUAUUUACCUACUAGUAUUGAAAAUAAUUCCACAACAAAUAUAGCUGAUGCACAAAAAAAUGUAAUACAAAUUUGUCUCAUGACUGAAGGAUUAUCCAAAUUAGUUUCAUCUCUACCUGUGACUCAACAAAAUUUGUGCCUAAUUCACUGUUUAUAUCCAAUACUAGAACGUGUUGGUUCUGAACAUGGCCCUAUUUCAUUAGCUGGUCAAUCAGCAAUAACAUUACUUGCUCACUCUGGUGGAUAUAGAGAUCCAAUUGAUCUAGUUAUAAAAAAUUCUGAUUAUUUAUCUCAUCAUUUUACUAACAAAUUAUGGUCAAUCAGUAAACAUCCAGAAGUACUAAAUGCCUUAAAAGUGGUGAUGAAUUUAAACAGUGGCGAUGAUUUACUUCAAUCUUUUCAUACAAUGGUUACUGAAGUUCUUGUUCAGAGUUGUGAUGUUCAUCGUACAGAAAAUAUGCAUUCUUUCAUGAAAGUAUUUCAUAUAUUUAUAAUGUGUGUAAGAAAACGGGAACAAAAAUGUUCACCAGUAUCUGAUCAUACAGAAAAAUCAAAAUCUUCUAGUAAUUGUGUAAUUGAAAAUAUUUUGCAAUAUCACAAAAUGAAGACCAUUGACUUAGAAAAUGAUUUUGAAGAUGAAUGUUGGGAAAACAAAUUUAGUUACACACCGUGUGAAAAUAAUGAAAACGUUACUGAAGAUGAUGAAGAUGACGAAGACAACAAAAAACCAUUACCACCAUACAUAGAAAUGGUCCUCUCUAUAAUGAAACGUGUAUUACAUUAUUUACCAUCAAAACAUAAUUCUCUUCCUUUACAAAUCCUUAAUGAAGGUUUAAAUGUAAUAUCAAGCUACGAGGACCAGUUAUUGCCGAUGGUACAUAAAAUAUGGUCACCACUGUGUACUAAAUUUAAUAGCAAUACUGAUGAUAUAGUAUUUCGUGAAGCAUUCAAUGUAUUAACCACAAUGGCGUCCACAGCCAAAGAUUUUAUUCGUUCUCGUUCACUUAAACAAGUUUUACCAACCAUAACAGAACGCUUAGCAUCUAGUGCAAAGCAAAGUAGAAAAGUUGCAAAAGGAAGUGUUUACUUUACAAGUCAUAAAUAUAAAAUGCAAUAUACCAUAUUGAGUGGUUUAGCAGAUUUUGUCUUAAAUUUGAAUUUUUUUGAGAAAGACAUGCAUGAUGUGUCCAAUUCUGUUGCAUAUUAUUUAGAUAAAGACCAGCCAAUCGAAUUACAGAAUAAGUCUAAAGAAUUCUAUAAAAAACUGUAUGAAAAACAUUCUGAUUUUGUAUGGAUAUAUUUACAAUCAUUGUAUGUUGACGAAUAUGAAUAUAAAUCUGACAAUGAACGACUUCCCACAAUUAAGGUUUAUAGUUCAUCGUUAUUUAACAAAUGUAACAUUUCAAAAAAUGUAUCAGAACUACUUGAACCUUUAAAAAUAUAACUACGUUUUAUUUAAUA
Molecule: messenger RNA, 3318 nt
Organism: Aphis gossypii (cotton aphid)
Lineage: Eukaryota; Metazoa; Arthropoda; Insecta; Hemiptera; Aphididae
Gene: Tti1
Product: TELO2-interacting protein 1 homolog
Exons: 17
Coding region: 203-3301 (1032 amino acids)
Biological process (GO): chromatin remodeling
Cellular component (GO): cytoplasm
Source: RefSeq, a predicted model, not a curated record